AUGCGUUUCUCUUCCACCGCUCUCGUCGCCUUGCUUCUGUCUCCUCUUGCCCUAGCCGCUCCUCCUUCACUUUUCCGCGAUACCUCACAGAUACCAUUAGACACUGAUGGGGACCUCAAAGUCCCCGGUGACAACCCCCUGAUGUACUGCGCCGAUCCAGCGGAGAACCUUCUUCAAAUAGAGAAUGUAGACCUCUCUCCGAACCCACCACUCCCUGGCCAACCUCUGGUCAUCAAAGCCUCCGGCAUCGUGGCCAAGGAGAUCAAAAAGGGAGCUACAGUUCAGUUGCAGGUCACAUAUGGCUUCCUUCAGUUAAUAAACCAGGAGAUGGACCUGUGUGAUCAAACCGAGAAGGUUGGGCUAGACUGUCCACUUGAGAAAGGCAAGAUGGUACUCAAGAAGAGCGUUGAUAUUCCUCCUCAGGUUCCUCCAGUAAGUCAUCCUUUUUGUUGGUCUCCACAAAGAAAGAUAGGCGGAAGACUAAUGCAUAUAUUUUCAAAACAGGGCAAAUAUAUCGUCCGAGCGGAUGUUUCGAGUGCCGAGGGGGAGCCGAUUACCUGUCUUACAGCUACCGUCGUCUUUGAAAUCAAAGUGUAA
Trichophyton verrucosum HKI 0517 is the source of this 597-nucleotide messenger RNA. RefSeq lists its product as uncharacterized. The record is from RefSeq and is a predicted model, not a curated record. The transcript is spliced from 2 exons. Gene Ontology annotation, molecular function: sterol binding. Lineage: Eukaryota; Fungi; Ascomycota; Eurotiomycetes; Onygenales; Arthrodermataceae. The coding region runs from base 1 to 597 and encodes 198 amino acids. Gene Ontology annotation, biological process: intracellular sterol transport.